GCGAAAGCAGAAUGAGGGGAUGACGAUCCACUGCUGUACUGUGACUGCUCUCGUUUCUCCGGUCUAGACAUCACAUCACAAUCCAAAGCCGGCUAGUGAGCUGCUUCAUAUCUUUGUUUGGGCCAAAAUGUCGACCACAACUGGCGGCGGGGAGUUCGGCAACCCUCUACGGAAGUUUAAGCUCGUCUUCCUGGGCGAGCAGAGCGUGGGAAAGACUUCGCUCAUCACAAGGUUUAUGUAUGACAGCUUUGACAACACCUACCAGGCAACGAUUGGCAUUGACUUUUUGUCCAAGACCAUGUACCUCGAAGAUCGCACGAUCUCAACUCCUUCCAACAAACCUCAAAGUGGAUCGAUGACGUGCGGACGGAGAGAGGAAGUGAUGUCAUUAUCAUGCUCGUUGGGAACAAAACAGACCUGGCGGAUAAAAGCUGUUCCGUCGUGUUGCGGCUGCGUUACCUGGGAUGGACAGCACAGCGGAGAAAAGCAAAGAAGACAUGAUCGACAUCAAACUGGAGAAGCAGCCAGAGAUGACUGUCACCGAGAGCAGCUGCUCGUGCUAGUACACGACACUGGAGCCCAGCCCAUCAAGUCUGUCUCACCCUCAGUCCCCCACCCCACCACCAUCACCACCACCACCAACAGCUUGUCUCUCAGUAGCCACUCGGGGAACAAACACUGGAGAGUGAGCGUGUGGAUAUGUGUUACUGAAUCCAAACAAGAGAAUCCACAUUGACAUCAAAAGGGACACGAUGCGCGUUUUCAAUGUGAUAACUUGCAUGGCAUUCCGAUAAUAUAUAUAUAUAAAUUGAAGCGCAGAUUGUCUUAGCUAACUGCUUUUUGGGUUAUCGCACAGUCUUUGUGCUGUGACUUCUUUUUUUUGGCACGUAGAAAAAAAAGACCGCUUUGGGUGGUUUUAAUGACUGCACAAGGUUUGGUUCUUAACAUUUUUUUUGUAUCUACAAUAGAGAAGUUGUAAGAUGGCUACUUAUUCUUCACAUCUAUGUUGUAUUUUAGGGAAGUAGAGACAAGGUCUUACUAAUCGUCACACAAAGGAUUUUGUCGCAUACUAACACAGCGGGAGGCGUCUGAGUGAUGAGGUUACUCCACGGAAAGCUGUUCGUCAUCCCAUAACUUUGAGAUCCAGUUUAGGGUUCAUCUGGAAUGCUCUUUACCCUCAUAAGUAAAACAAAUUAGCCCACUAGUAGAAUACCUGUUUUACUGGUAAUGUCUUUUCCGCUAGUCGUUUCACUUUUGGCCAAAUGGGACACAAUUCAAACUUGUGUAAUUUACUAUGCUUAGACUAGCGUUAGACUAAUCAGUAGGCAUAUUGCACUAGUAUCUUCCUUAUGAAGGUUAUCAAACAAAUGCUCAAAUCGUUUGUUCUCAAAAAAAUGUUUGAGCACAUAUUUGAUAAAAUAGAACAAGUGUGUCUUACUACUAAAGUAUAUUUUCCUUCCCUCUGCUAGUAGCCUACUUGUAUGCAACUCUGGUAAGCCCCUGUGUUGCACUGUUUAUAACGAUUGGAUUUUUAGUCAUUCGUACCAGUAGUCAACUGUUGUACAGUUUUGGCUCAGUAACAUAGUUGUCCUACUGGUAUGCCAAAUUUAGUCUUACUAGUGCAUAUUGAAUUGAAUUGCCACAGCACGGUAGUUUACCGUUGGUUUAAUUGUGUGGUAGGAAGCCAAAAGUAGAAGUUGGAGAAAAAUAAUGACUCCCAAGAAAGUUACCUUAGUAGUGCAGUCAAUUGCCUAACUUGCAGGGACAAAGAGCAGACUAGCACAUGGAACUUGCAGUUGAUCAAGGAAAUUCUAUAAACGCUUCAACAGAUAGAUGGUCUGCAGAUCAACAAAAUGUAUUGACAAAUUUAGGAUUGUUGUUUUUUUUUUUUUUUAAUCCAAGACCCCUGAGUGAGCAAAGCAGUCCCAAACCACAAGACUCACUGCACCGUCCACGUGUAUCAUUCAUUAGAGACCCGAUCCCAAGCGGUAAAGUCGUCUCACGUAACCCCAAACUGUCUUCGUAACACGCCAGAAGCAUUCAAAUGCCAAUUUCACCAUACUAACAAAGACCUUACUAGAUAUCACACUUGAGAACUCUCCCACCGUGCCAUUGAUCCUCCGUGUUGUGUUGAUCACACUUAAAUCGCAGCGCAUGCUCGCCAUGCAGGAGUUGUACGAACAACGACACAGAUGCCUUGCUUGUUUUGUUCACCAAUGUUGUGCACUGAAUCAAGCCACAAACAUUGUAAAAUACAUGAAAAGGGAAGCCAGCUGACUGAUUGAUUGGUGGCUUCAACUCGUCGUCGUUUUCUCAAGACGGUCGACGAGAGCUUGUCCGCCAAAAAAAAUAAAAAGAAAGCUUACUAACACACCCGCUGUAAAAAGGCCACCUUGGGUGCAGUAACCUUCGCUGUAGUGCUAUUAUUGCUCGUGUAGAACUGUUGUUUUUAUGUGAUUAUUUAUUCAGUAACUCAGACAUACACAUGAAAAUUGUUUGCUUGACCAAAUGUGCUGAGACGCAUGUUGAAAAGCUGUUUUAUUUAUUUGUGUGUCUGCUGGGGACCCUAUCCCACUGAGCAAGUGUUUUCGAAGGCAGCAAAUAUUGUGCUCACAUCGCAGUUUGUCAAGAUUUGUUCAAAGUUGCCAACAAGUUUAUUCAAAAUUUCCUUUCAACGGGAAAAUGUUCAGGUGAACGUCUUUCGCACAUCUGGUGAGUGUUUGGCAAACAUUUGCAACCCUUGAAUGAACCCUGAUGAGAAUGCAACAUUGGCUGCCUUCGAAAACACUCGCAAUUGUUUGCUACUCAGUGGGAUGAAGGCUCAAGGAGUUGUCGUACAGCAAGAAAGGACUUCUUGUAAUACAUAUGUUGUCAUGGUAACACUUUACACACACAGUGUGAACCACAGACGAAUUAUCAGGCCAUGGUUUCUGGUUAACACCUUGGUCCUUGGCUUUUGCCGGUUUUAAAAGUACAUUUUAAAAGGGGGGGGGGGGUGGAUUUUGCGCUCUUCUAUGACUUGCCACAACUUAAUACUCAGCUUUGUGCUCUUCGGAAUCGUGUCUGUCCACUUGAACUAUGCUGUCUACUCGUGUUUAGCAACGUUGUGUGAAUAUAUUACUAUCUGGUGUGUAAAAAUGAGAGUUAAUGGCACACAAGUGAAGGCUUAUCAACUGAAAUACAAUAAAGAUUAUUUCACCAAA
Molecule: messenger RNA, 3203 nt
Organism: Syngnathus acus (greater pipefish)
Lineage: Eukaryota; Metazoa; Chordata; Actinopteri; Syngnathiformes; Syngnathidae
Gene: rab41
Product: RAB41, member RAS oncogene family
Exons: 6
Coding region: 128-736 (202 amino acids)
Molecular function (GO): GTPase activity; GTP binding
Source: RefSeq, a predicted model, not a curated record